CCUAAAUGCUCAUAAGAAUUUAGUAAGAUAAUGAAUUCAUUAAAUGUAAAAAGAAAUGUGAAGGUUUUGGGUAUAUAUGCUUUCCUAACUUUUACUUAUGCUCCAAAAAAUUUACGUUGAGAGAAUAAUGCAGCAAAUGUUCAAAUGCCACCAUUUAUUAACAUGUAAGCAUAUUUGGUUGUGUGUGUUUCAUUUAAAAGUGUGUUGCAGUCACCAUACGUGAGCCUUUAAUACUUAGGGCAUCCCCUAAGACUCAGGAUGUUGUUCUGUAUAACAAUAUUAUCAUUAUCACUCAAGGAAGAAAUGAUCAAUUUGUUCCUAAUAUCACAUAAUGCCAGGCCUAUUUAAACAUCCAGUUGUCUCCCAAGUAUCUUUUGGUUCUUUUUUCCCAAACUAGGAUCCCAUCAAGUUAUGUGUAAGUCUUUAGGUUUGAGCAGUCCCCACACUGAUUUUGUUUUUGUUUUUUCUUUUUAAAAUUUCAUGAAGUGACACUCUCAAUUUUAUUUUGAAGAAUUUGAAACCUACAAUAAAGUUGAAAAAAUAGUACAAAGAAUGCACAGAUUCAUCAAUUGUUGAUGCUUUGCUUCAUGUACUUUAUCUCUUUGUUUAGAUUUAUACCUUUCAUUCAUUUGAAAGGAUGUUGCAGAUAUCCUGGCCUCUUACCCUUGUGCAAAGAUCCACCUUACAAAGUAGAAGAAUCUGGGUAUGCUGGUUUCAUUUUGCCAAUUGAGGUUUAUUUUAAAAACAAGGAAGAACCUAAGAAAGUUCGCUUUGAUUAUGACUUAUUCCUGCAUCUUGAAGGCCAUCCACCAGUGAAUCACCUCCGCUGUGAAAAGCUAACUUUCAACAACCCAACAGAGGAGUUUAGAAGAAAGUUGCUGAAGGCAGGAGGGGACCCUAACCGGAGCAUCCAUACCAGCAGCAGCAGCAGCAGCAGCAGUUGUAGCAGCAGCAGCAGCAGCAGCAGCAGCAGCAGUAGUAGCAGCAGCAGCAGCAGCAGCAGCAGCAGUAGCAGCAGUAGCAGCAGCAGCAGCACCAGUUUCUCAAAGCCUCACAAAUUAAUGAAGGAGCACAAGGAAAAGCCUUCUAAAGACUCCCGAGAACAUAAAAGUGCCUUCAAAGAACCUUCCAGGGAUCACAACAAAUCUUCCAAAGAAUCCUCUAAGAAACCCAAAGAAAAUAAACCACUGAAAGAAGAAAAAAUCGUUCCGAAGAUGGCCUUCAAGGAGCCGAAACCCAUGUCAAAAGAGCCAAAACCUGACAGUAACUUACUCACGAUCACCAGUGGACAGCAAGAUAAGAAGGCGCCCAGUAAAAGGCCCCCCAUUUCAGAUUCCGAAGAACUCUCGGCCAAAAAGAGGAAAAAGAGUAGCUCAGAGGCUUUAUUUAAAAGUUUUUCUAGUGCACCGCCGCUGAUACUCACUUGUUCCGCUGAUAAAAAACAGAUAAAAGAUAAGUCUCAUGUCAAGAUGGGAAAGGUCAAAAUUGAAAGUGAGGUGUCUGAGAAGAAGAAAUCAACUUUACCGCCGUUUGAUGACAUUGUGGAUCCCAAUGAUUCCGACGUGGAGGAGAACAUGUCCUCUAAAUCUGAUUCUGAACAGCCCAGUCCUGCCAGCUCCAGCUCCAGCUCCAGCUCCAGCUUCACACCGUCCCAGACCAGGCAACAAGGUCCUUUAAGGUCUAUAAUGAAAGAUCUGCAUUCCGAUGACAAUGAGGAGGAAUCAGAUGAGGCAGAGGAUAAUGACAAUGACUCUGAAAUGGAGAGACCUGUAAAUAGAGGAGGCAGCCGGAGUCGCAGAGUCAGCCUGAGUGAUGGCAGCGACAGUGAAAGCAGUUCCGCUUCCUCACCCCUGCAUCACGAGCCCCCGCCACCCUUAUUAAAAACCAACAACAACCAGAUCCUUGAAGUGAAAAGUCCAAUAAAGCAAAGCAAAUCAGAUAAGCAAAUAAAGAACGGGGAGUGUGACAAGGCAUACCUAGAUGAACUGGUGGAGCUCCACCGAAGGCUGAUGACGCUGAGGGAGAGACACAUUCUGCAGCAGAUUGUGAACCUUAUAGAAGAAACUGGACACUUUCAUAUCACAAACACAACAUUUGAUUUUGACCUUUGCUCGCUGGACAAAACCACAGUCCGUAAACUACAGAGUUACCUGGAAACAUCUGGAACAUCCUGAGAACACAACAACUGGAUGCAUCAAAAACUAUUGGGUUUUUUUUUUUUUUUGGUUGUGAUUUUUUUUUCUUGUUUGUUUAUAUGAGAACACUCAGAAUGAUGCAACCAAAAGGGAAAAAAAUAAAAAUCAAACAACCUUCAGCUUUAUUUUUCUUUAAAGCCAGUCAUCAUCUCUUGAUAAAGGAGAGGUUAAGCCAACCAGCCUCAGCGGACCACUCUUCUCUGCAAGGAAACCCCCGGGAAGAGUUAGCCUGGAUAGCCUUGAAAACAAACAGCUCAAACACAACACAAGAAAACUUAAAGAAUGUGUGUGGUAUCACGUCUCUCUCUCUCUGUGGUGGUUCAUUCCACAGGACGAAUGCAUAUUCAACACACUGCCUUAUUACCUAACUGAUCUAUUUAUUAUCGCAUACAGAUAUUCUAGUCGUUGAGGGAAUGACACUGCAAGACAUUCUAAGUACUUGGUCCCGUGGAUGCUCCUUCAGUGCGGCGCCCUGGCCAUCCGAAGCCCAGUGACCUUACUUGUAUACCGUGCCACUCUGCACCAACUUUUUCCAAGUCCCUUAACUCGUUGCAGUCUGUAUUUUCCAUCUUGUUUUUCCAGUUCCAGGACACAAAAUGAGCAACUGGGGGGACCAAAUAGCCACCCCGAUUUUCUUCUUUGUGGUCUUUUUCCUGAAAGUUGGGGCCCAGUCCUUGGCUGUAUCCAUAUAAUGAUCUUGGACCAUGGUAGGAAACGCACCAAAUAGGAUCAUAUGAAUUGCUGUCUAGCCUUAGUCAAUAAACCUGUAGGACUUUUAAACAUACGUGUACCUGUAAAUGUCCUGCAUCCAACAUUGUUGAGCUGUCAUCAACAUCCUUGUGUCUGUUUCACUGUUAUGAUAUUAGACAAAUAUGGAAGUGAAUGCAUUCCACAGGAUCAUCAUUUUUAAAAAAGGAAUUUUGGUUCUGUUUUCUAAAGAAAUGUUGUAGAAAUUCUUAAUUUGGAUCUAUUUAUUAGUAAGAGUGUCAACUUUCUUCAGCUGCCAGUGUGUCAUCCAUCUUUACCAUAAAAUCUGGAAUAAGAGAUUUUUGUUUGUUCACGUAUGAUCCUCUUAGACUCUUUUAUAUUUGAAAAAUUAAAAUCUUUCUUUGGGGGAAAGUUCUUGGUUACUCCGCCAUAACAGAUGAUGUAUUAACUUGUAGAUUCAGUGGUUCGAUACCUGUUUAGUCACUUGCUUAUGUUUCCGGAAGGAGUUCUUGUAUUGGUGAAAAUAAAGAUGGUUGGGGAGGGGGGAUAUUUUUGUUCUUGAUGUACCCUGUUUUGAAACUAGAAAUCUGUCCUGUGGCAUGCAAAAGAAAGCAAAUUAUUUUUAAAAGAAAAAAAAAAAAAACCCAAAACCAAAGUACUUUUGGUGUCAUUAUUCCAUCCUCUCCAGAACUGGAGAAAUGCAAAACAAGAACAGCUCAUCUUUCAAGUUUUUGCUAGGAAUUCAACCGAAAAGAAACGAAACGAAGAAAUACUUCUGGAUCCAAAGGUUCGUCCACUGGAUCAGCCUUACAACAGUCUAUGUGCUAAUAGACCGGGAUCUCCCUUGUGUAUUCCUAUGCCAGUGCUGUCUUUUCAUACAGAGAUUAACUAGUGUCUGUACAGAAAAUGGUCUUUCCAGACCCAUUCUUUUGGGCAGUAAUGUAAAUGCAGAUUGAUAAAGGAGUUAUUUCUGCAUUUUAAAGGGGGGCUUUUUUUUUUUUACAGUUUCUUUCUAUCCAAAGACAGUUUUUUUCCUUUAAAAAAUUAUAAUACAGCCAUGCUCCUUGUAAAUUACUUCUCAGAAGUGUUCUCCCUGAGGACAAGUGUACUUUUUCCAAUAACGUUACAAUUCUUGAUGAUUGGCCUGAUCGUUCUUGAAGCAUUUGUUUUGGAGUCCACUUCUCAAUGUUUAAUUACAGAGAAACUUUGAGUCGUUUUGGACAUUAGGUGACUGACGAAUUGUGUGAUUUUAGUUGUGUUUUGUUUCGUUUUUAACUUUACAGGUGAAGGGGGAGGGCAAUGCUUAUAUGGAAAUCUUGAAAAAAUUUUAACUGCUCAUUCACAUAUUCUGAUUAAGUCAGAAAUGUAUGUGGUUUAACUAAAAUAUCUGUGUAGUUUCACUAGAAAUGUGUAUAUGUAGUUUGGGCCAUUUUUGUUUUUCUAUCUAAAUUGUGUGAGAAAAACUGUGAUUUGGCAAUGUAAAGAUUUUUCGUUCCUUAGGUUACUAAACAAGAAACUAGUAACAUAAGAAGUAACCAAACAAAAAGGAUAGCAAGAGGAGAAGCUAUUACGGUGAAAACCUUUAGACCUAAAACUUGGGUAAUAAAGCAAAUGUCUUCAGAGUAUCAUCAAAACGUAAGUUUGUAAAUUGAGAAAAUUUGGAAAACCCUACCUUUCUGUUACUGAGUCAGCAAAAUGAUUCUUCCAUGAAAUUCCUAUAGAGUAAGAGUCACGUUGUUGAUUUUUUCCAAGUUGAACUCUUGCUCUCCUGAUUUUUAAAUGCAGAAAUGAUAAAUAAUAAAUCCCCUUUCAAUUGAUUUCAAAUAGUUAUACGUAAAGUAACCCAUUCAGUUCUGCCCCAUUUAUGUACACUUUGAAACCUGUUAAAUAUUUUGGGCAUGUGUGUAUUCUAACAGUGGCUUUGGUUUUUUUUAAGCACAAAGGAAAAAUGGCAGGGUUUAAUUUCUUUGGGGGGUGUGUGCGUGUAUAUAUAUAUAUAUAUAUAUAUAUACGCACACACACACAAAUAUAUGCAUAUGAAAAUAGAUGUUUCAAAUCACGUUAAUUGGGUGAGUAUGGAUAUGGUUUGAGCCAGCCAGAGAAUGAUAAGCUUGCUUUAAAUUUUUCCCUAGCCAUUGAGGGGAAAAAAAACUUACAUACAGAAAUAUUACCCCUUUAUAAGUCAGCUUUUGCCUCUGGUUUUGCAGCAGGAUUGGGUGAGAGGGGUGCUUCUUAGCGUAUAGCAGUCAUGUUAGCAGCAAAGAUCCUUGCAGCUAUAUGUUAUGUUCAUACCAUCCCUCUCUCUGUAGACAAAUAGGUUUGUCUAUAGAUGCUUGCAUAUUGUGUCCAAACAGGGGAGAACAGAAAAGCUUAAGAUCAAGAAACAAAAACUCUAGAAGAAAAAAGUUAAGAGUCCCCUAAACAUUUUUCGUUUGCAAAACAAGCCUCUCUAAUCUGAAUUACCCACUUUUUUGUGGAAAGAGCCAAUAAAAUUGGUUUUCUCCCGCUAGAAACUUUCUCCCACCAAAAAUGUUUCUGCUGAUAACUUUUACAGACCCGGCUCAUCUUUAAAAAAAAGACAGUUUAAGUCUGCCUAACAUCCCACAUACUGUUCUAAGCCCCUCACAUUUAACAAGUUAACAUACUUGUUUAAGAGAGACUUGACUCUUAAAAGUUUUAACUCCACCUUGGUAACGGAGUUGGAUGUUCAGUGUUGGAAAUGGUCCGUGUUUGUGCCGGGUGGCUCGUGUUCAGUUUUCUCACUGUGGAGGUGUCAGCUCUGGGUAGUUUGCUGUAUGCUCCUUACUUUCCACCCUUAGCUUUUUGUGUACUAAUGCUGCGUACCACGUAUGUGCACACGUAUUAGCAUCUUGCUCUGGACUGUUGCUCUAAAACUAUGACUAUGAUGUAGAGACGCCUGCAGCUGCGGUAAAUGCUGAGGAGUUGAUUCCCAUGGUUUAGUUUAGUCUUGGGCUGGACGUCUGCAUCUUUUGACCUCUUUUGUUUUCUAUGAUACUUUUUAUCAUAUAGGCACUGCCAUCCCUGAAUAUCCCUUGUAAAGAUGCAUUGAAGAAGUCCAAGGAAGACAAAGCCACCGCUGUCUGUAAACUGUAAAUAUGUAUUUUGGCACUUGUACUCCUGUCUUCUGAAAAUAGAGUUAUGAUGGAAAUGCUGACAGAUCCUCAAUGGUGGCCAGAGCUACCAUGCAGUGCAAAAGUGAAUUUAGUAAAUUGUAUUCUUGAGAGUAACAGUGCAAGGCCAAUACGUUUUAUAAAUCUGUCGGUAUCUUUUAAUGGAGUGUGUAUGUGUAGUUAUGUUGAAAGAUACACUGUGUUUGUGUGUACAGAUGCCAUUAUGUGAACGCUAAGGCAUUCGUAAGAUGUAUUUCCCAUCUCUCAAACUCAUGUUGAAAUGUAAGUACAGAUGGACGGAAAUAGGUGUUUUACUUAAAUUCAUGUCAAAUCAAUUGUGGCUCCAUUUUCUUUGCAAUGUAUAUAGUCUUCCUGAUUUGUUAAGAGUCAUUCGCCCAAACAUUGGUUUUGCUGUGCAGACAGGAAAAAAUGAGCCCCCUGCCUUUCUGAAGAAGUGAUGCUGGUUCUGAGGAUGAAUGGAGAGAGGAGAACAAGCCCAGGGCACCGUCCACGCCCUGUGGGGUCCCCAGGGUCCAGCACCCUUUCUAUGUCCGAAAACCAGUAUGUUCUUUAAGCGCUGAGGAGACUGGGCAAGAAAUGGUAGGGUGCUGUUGGAAUAAACUGGGUUAUUUGUG
Camelus dromedarius (Arabian camel) is the source of this 6669-nucleotide messenger RNA. It is a transcript of the gene MLLT3, whose product is annotated as MLLT3 super elongation complex subunit. Bases 576 to 2174 code for a protein of 532 amino acids. Gene Ontology annotation, biological process: positive regulation of DNA-templated transcription. The record is from RefSeq and is a predicted model, not a curated record. The transcript has 10 exons. Gene Ontology annotation, molecular function: chromatin binding. Lineage: Eukaryota; Metazoa; Chordata; Mammalia; Artiodactyla; Camelidae. Gene Ontology annotation, cellular component: transcription elongation factor complex.